Molecule: messenger RNA, 983 nt
Organism: Perkinsus marinus ATCC 50983
Lineage: Eukaryota; Perkinsozoa; Perkinsida; Perkinsidae
Exons: 5
Coding region: 36-914 (292 amino acids)
Source: RefSeq, a predicted model, not a curated record
UUGGUCUUCAGUGAUUUGUUGAGUGAAAAGCUAAAAUGUGCGAGUCUCCUACUGACGAUAUCUCUUCUAUUCGUUCCUCCCCUGAGGUAACAGAAUUGCCCACUGGCACUGCUGAAGGGAGCGUCCUUGAGCCGAGUUCUCCUACGACUGCUGGACUGUCUGGAUGCUACUGUGAACAGCAAGAGUUUGCUACCUCUACGGUCUCCUCGGAUGGCUCAACAACUUCGACAGUGGAUGUUUCUGAUGGACACUACUACGACGAAGUUCGAGUUUUGACCGAUGCUUUGGUCGCUCUUUUCACUUGGCCUAUUACAUUCACAUGUGUCUUUCUGCCUUCCCCCAUCAGCAGGGUUGUUCGAGGCAGUACUCGACCCUUGGUGUAUCGUACGACUGCUGUGGCGAAGGCCAGCGCGCGCGUGCUGGCUCGAACGCUCCGUACGGUGUCUACGAAAGAGUCCCGAGUUGUUGUAAUUCUCUUCGCGGAGGUUUGGCUGCGCAUCUGCGCUUUGAUGACCACCAAGGAGAUGCAUGAGCUUGGAGACACUUUCUAUAGGCUUUCUCUGGCCAUUUUACAGGUCCUCCGCACGCGGAAUGUGGAGGAUCUACUGGAGAGCGUCAAGGACUUGACCGGUUCAACUGUUCAGCUCAUCGGACAGACCUCGAAAGAUGUUCAGAAGAUUAUCGACGAUCAAAAGCGGGAGAAAGCGUUACCAGCUGAACCCACCAACACUGUCGCGCUCCCCUGUGAGCAGUCCAAGGCGACUCAUCUCACCAAUGCGAAGAGUGGUGACGAGAAAUAUAAUUGGGAUCUUACUAUUCAUAUCGACCUAAAGUCGCCAGCUACAGUCUUACUUAUUGUUCUGUUCUCCUCUGUAUGGCUAUGCGGUAUCCUCAAAGUGUUGGAGGUCCUGUAGAUGAAAGUUUGUACAUAAGUUCAACUCGAUUCCAUUCACCAUAAUUACUAUCCGUCCGCAGACGGAUUU